AUGAAAUUAUUUGAAGGUCAAGAACAGCCAAAGCUUAAAUUAAAAAUAAAUAAGAAAUUUGCAGAAAAGUAUCAAUAAAAAAAGGAACGGGAACUAUUAGAUAAGAAAGGAGAGAUUCUAGAUUAAGAGGAAAGCAGCGAGGAUUAAAUUCCAGAAGAUGAGAAUGGAGAUUUAAUUAAUGAUAAAGUUACUUAAAAAUUUAUUGAAACUCUUGCAAAAAUAAGAUACAAACAUCCAGAUAUUUAUAAAAAUAAGGAAAUAUUUUAAGAAGAGGAUUUUGAUGAACCAGAAUAAUUUAAUUAAAAUCAAAAGAAGAUUACAUAUGCAGAUCUUUAAGGAUAAGGAAUUGAAGAUGAAUAAGAGGAAAUAGAAGAAGAAUAUGAACCAAAAAUAGGUAUGACUCCUAAUGAAGAAUAAAUUAAAUUAAAAAAUGCUUUUAUAGAUGCAGCUAAGAAAUCUAGUAAAUAAUAAAAGGAAUUACUUAAAGUAAAAUAAAAAACUGCAAGAGAAAUAGAAGAUGAAAAUAAAGAGUUUGAAAAAUUAUUAAAAAAAUAAUAACCAGAAGAAUAAGAUAUAUUAUAAAGGUAUUGGGGAAAUGAAUAAGAUUUGGAUGAAAAAGAUAAAUUUUUAAGAAAAUAUAUUUUAACAAAAGGUUGGAUUGAUAAAGAUGAUAUGAAUGAAAUAAUUGAUUCUUCUGAAGAUGAAGAAAGAAUGGAUGAAUUUGAAGAAAAAUAUAAUUUUAGAUUUGAAGAAGAAGGAGGAAAUUAACUAAUAACUUAUGAAAGAGAUCUUAAAGAUACAUUAAGAUUAGAACCUGAAACAGCAAGAUAGAGACAGAGAUAAGCAAAAGCUUAAAGAGAAAAGGAAUAAAAAGAAUAAUUAGAAAGAGAAUUAAAGUAAUUGAAAACAGCAAAAAAGAAUGAGAUUAUAUCAAAACUUUAAAAAAUAUAAUAAAUAGGUGGAAUUAAAGAUGCUAAAUUAUUAUUAGAAGAAAUUGAUAAAAAAGAUUUUUAACCAGAAGAAUUUGAUAAAAAAAUGGAAAAGAUUUUUGAUGAAGAAUAUUUUGAAAAUGAAGAAGAUUCUCCUGAAGAAUUAGAGUAAAAUGAAGAAGAAUAAGAAUAAGAUGAAUAAGGUGAUAAAAAAGAAUAAAAUUUAGAUGUAGAUAAUGUUAUAAAGAUUAAACCAACAAUUCCAAUUAUUAUGAAAAAAAAUUUAAAUUAAGAGUAAUUUAAAUUAUUUAUAUUUUUAGGGAAAUGGAUGCUUUAUAAGAUGAAGAUGUUACAAUCUGGUGGUUUUGUGAUGUUUGUAAAUAAACUAUUUAGCCAAAUAAUUUUAGAUGGGAUUGUUAAGUUUGUGAAGAUUAUACACUUUGUGAAAAUUGUAUACAAUAACAUUCCUAACAUAAAUUAAAAAAGGCUUUAGUACCUAAAAGUUGUAAACCACCAAAAACAGAAGAUGCUUAAUCAUUAAUAAAUUAAUUUAAAUAUUGUAGAGCAUGUUAAAUUAAAAUGACUGAAGAAAAUGAUUAUUAUUAAAGCAAAAAAGAUUAUUUAUGUGUUGAUUGUUUUGAAAAAGAUAAAAAUUAAUAAAGAUAUACAUUAGUAGAAGCUUAAAUUGUUGAUAUUAAUAAAUUACUGGAUGAAAAUCCUGAAUAAUUAAAAGAAAAGCUUCCUUCUAAUUUGAAAAACAUUAUUGAUGAAUAUUAUAGUUUAGACUUUGAAGAUGUUAUAGCUGGUGGAAUCAAAACUAAAUUUUAAUAUAUUGAUGUUGAUAAACAAGAUUUUGGUUUAACAAAUGACGAUUUACUUUAUGCUGAUGAUAAAUUAUUGAAUUAAUAUGUUUCAAUUAAGAAAUUAGCUCCUUAUAGAGAUGGUUAAAUUAAAAUUAAGAAAAAUAAAGCUGAAAAAUUAUUAGCUUAAAUUAGAAAGAGUACAAAAAGAAAUAAGAAAUUAAUUCUCAAAGGAAUAGAUCCAAAAGACUUUUAAAAAAAAUAAUAAGAAGAAGAAUAAUAAGAAAAAAAAUAAAAAGUUUAAUUAGAAGUAGAAGAUGUUGUAGAAAAUACAACCCUAUAAGUUAAUUCCAAGAGACUUAAAACAUAUGGAGUGUGA
This is a messenger RNA of Paramecium sonneborni, 2108 nucleotides long. Lineage: Eukaryota; Ciliophora; Oligohymenophorea; Peniculida; Parameciidae. The record is from the annotation of a GenBank genome assembly.